This is a messenger RNA of Penicillium canariense, 1308 nucleotides long. Its product is annotated as protein kinase PKP2. Gene Ontology annotation, molecular function: pyruvate dehydrogenase (acetyl-transferring) kinase activity. The coding region runs from base 1 to 1308 and encodes 435 amino acids. The record is from RefSeq and is a predicted model, not a curated record. Lineage: Eukaryota; Fungi; Ascomycota; Eurotiomycetes; Eurotiales; Aspergillaceae. Gene Ontology annotation, cellular component: mitochondrion. Gene Ontology annotation, biological process: regulation of glucose metabolic process; protein phosphorylation. The transcript has 4 exons.
AUGCGGUCGAGUUGCUCAGCUCGAUGCUGGAAUAGCCUUCGACAGGCCCCGAAGCCGCGCUUUUACUCGGGCGUACAGCAGCAGCCACCGCCAUGGCGGCCCGUCUCCGCUCUGGAUGAGUGGGUUGAGCGCCAGAUCCGCCCAAUUAGCCUGCGCCAGUUGACUUUCUUCGGCCGUACCUUGACGGAACCUCGACUCAUCAGCUCGGCGAACUAUGUGCGGACCGAGCUACCGACUCGGCUCGCACACCGGCUGCGAGAUAUCCAGCAGCUGCCCUACGUUGUCGUCGCUAACCCGCACCUGUCCCUUGUCUACGAGUUGUACUAUAAAGCAUUUGAACGGUCCCGGGUGAUCCCCGAAAUCCGCAGUCUCGAUGACAACGACCGAUUUUGUGAUGUGCUCCGGGAGAUGCUGAAAGAGCACCUGGUGGUAAUCCCCAACCUGGCGAUGGGGGUCCUGGAAUGCCAGGGCCUUGUGCCGCCAGAGGAGAUGGAUCAGUUCAUGAACACCCUUCUGCGAGCGAGAAUAUCUCGUCGCGUCAUCGCAGAGCAACACCUUGCCCUCACCGAGACCUUCAACUCGCCGUGGCAUUUCCCAGAUUCACACGAGCGGACGGACAUGAACGCCGACUUUAUCGGUGAAGUAUUCCUGAAGUGCAAGGCCAAGGAGGUUGUGGAACGGUGCGGACGAGUAGCGCAAGACUUGAUGCGGCAGACCUCGCAAUCCACCCAGCUCCCCGCCAUCAACGUCCAGGGUCAUUUGGGGGCUACCUUUCCGUACAUCCUGAGCCACCUGGAAUACAUUGUUGGCGAGCUGCUGCGCAACUCGGUGCAGGCUGUCAUCGAGAAAUACCAGAACUCCUCACAGGUGCCGCCGCCCAUCGACGUGCUUAUCUGCGAGACGCCGCAGCACGUGAUCCUGCGCAUCUCCGACCAGGGCGGCGGCAUCCCGCGCGAGAUCCUUCCGUAUUUGUGGUCCUUCAGCAAGGGGCCGCGCACGCAGGCUCGGCUCGAGAAUUUGGGUCAAGUCCCCGCUAUGGCGGCGACCAUGCAGGAGUUGAAAGGGUCGGAGCGCAAGCAUGAUCGCGCGGCCUGGCACGAGGGGUCACUGGAUUCGCUGACCUCGCGACCGCCCAACCUGCGUCUGGGCAUGGGACUGCCAAUGAGCCGGGUGUAUGCCGAAUACUGGGCGGGCAGUCUGGAGCUACACAGCUUGGAAGGGUAUGGUGUGGAUGCCUUUUUGCAGAUCUCGAAGCUGGGGAACAAGAAUGAGCAAGUGACGACGCGGGCGGCCAUCGAUGCAGUGUGA